GCGCCUGCGCCGGAUACUGACACCACCAUGUGGGUGCGGCUGCUGCGCAGGCGCCAGGCAGGCAGACCGGAAGCGGAAGGCUAGGACGCGUCGGGUGGGCGCCUCUGUCACCAGUAGCCAUGCGCGGCUUGGAGGAACCAGGGCGUCGCCCCACAGCGACCCCGUGUGGUUGCGUGAAACCGGCUCUGGAGACAGGGAAUCUUUUAACUGAGCCAAUUGGCUACUUGGAAUCCUGUUUCUCAGCCAAGAAUGGUACUCCAAGGCAGCCAUCCAUUUGUCGCCAUUCAAGGGCUUGUUUGAGAAUUAGAAAGAGCAUCUUUAAUAAUCCUGAACAUUCCUUGAUGGGUUUAGAAGAGUUUUCUCAUGUUUGGAUUUUGUUUGUUUUUCACAAAAAUGGUCAUUUGAGUUGUAAGGCAAAAGUUCAGCCUCCUAGGCUGAAUGGUGCGAAGACUGGAGUUUUCUCCACAAGGAGCCCACAUCGUCCCAAUGCAAUAGGACUGACCCUGGCCAAGCUGGAAAAGGUAGAAGGUGGAGCUAUAUACCUUUCUGGAAUUGACAUGAUUCAUGGCACACCUGUACUGGACAUAAAGCCCUACAUUGCUGAUUAUGACUCACCACAAAAUUUGAUUGAGCCUUUAGGGGAGUGUAAUUUACAGAAUAACCAAUAUAAACCAAAAAUUGUGUCCCAGUCUGAUGCCAAGACUGACAGCUGUGCUCAGCAACAGCUCUCAGAGUGCGAGGAAUCACAGCCCUACAGUCGAACUAAGGAAAAGCCUAAAUGUUCCGAACACAGAGCUUCAGGAGAAAAUGACAUGCAACACAAAGACACAGCCAAAAUCCAACAACGCUCGCCUAAGCACAGGGAGAUAGCAGACGUGGGUUUAGAAUCCAGAAGUGGUCAGAGACUGAGUGUGGCAGAGGAGCAGAUUGGCCCAUGUCGCCUGGAGAAGAGCUUUUCAGAGGAGAGUGCAGAUGAGUGGCCACGGAGAAGGAAAGAAGCCGUGGUCCCACAAGGAGGCAGGGUGGAGGUGCAGCCUGUGCCUCCUCACUGCCCUCCCAGGAUGGCUGACGCAGCCCACCACAGUGUGGUUCCCGCCUGGGUGCGAGAGGCCCCUGCGGCCACCUUGGAAGUCCGGUUUACUCCUCACGCAGAGAUGGACCUUGAGCACCUCAGUUCAGAAGGUGAACCAGAUGUUGGUCAGGCUUCAUUUAAGUAUUUUCAGUCAGCAGAGGAAGCAAGGCAUGCCAUCGAGGCUGUGUUGUCAGCCGACCCCCGGUCUGCAUAUCGACGGAAGCUCUGCCAGGACCGCCUUUUCUACUUUACUGUAGACAUAGCACACGUUACUUGCUGGUUUGGUGAUGGCUUUGCAGAGGUCCUAAGGAUCAAGCCAGCUUCUGAGCCUGUUCAGAUGACUGACCCUGUGGAGUCAUUGGUGUCUCUGGGAUCGUGUUAACAUCAUAGAUAUUUUUACGCUUAAAAAUAUCGAAUUUCGUGCCAAAAAAAGAGAAUUCACGGGAAGUUUUAAAUCAUUACUUCAUUAUGAAGAAAAAGUUAUCAUAUACUUCAGGAAGCUUAUGGUGAACAUGCUCCAUCUCAAGAUACUUGUGAACACUGGUUUAAACACUUUAAAAGUGAUGAGUUCUAUGUGAAAGACAAAGAACAUCCAGGUCAACCGAAAAAGUUUGAAGACCAACAAAUACAAGCAUUAUUAGAUGAAGAUGCGUGUCAAACUCAAAAACAACUUGCAGAAAGAUUAAACAUUGCUCAGCAAACAAUUUCCGAUCGUUUACAAACAAUGGGAAAGAUAUUAAAGGAAGGAAAAUGGGUGCCACAUCAACUGAAUGAAAGACAAAUGGAAAACCGAAAAGGCAUCAGUAAAAUGUUGCUUCAACGACACAAAAGAAAGUAUUUUUUGCAUCGAAUUGUGACUGGCGAUGAAAAGUGGAUUUAUUUUGAGAAUACCAAAUGCACAAAAUCAUGGGUUGAUCCAGGUCAAUCAUCAACAUCGACUGCAAGGCCAAAUCGCUUCAGAAAGAAGACAAUGCUCUGUGUUUGGUGAGAUCAGGAAGGUGUGGUGUAUUAUGAGCUUCUAAAACCAGGUGAAACCGUUAAUACUGAUCGCUAUUGACAACAAAUAAUCAAUUUGAACCACCCUUCGAUCAUGAAAUGACCAGAAUGUGCCAGAAGACACGGCAAAGUAAUUUUGCUUCAUGAUGAUGCACCAUCACACACUUCAAAACCAGUUAAAGACAUGUUAAAAGGUCUUGCCUGGGAAGUAUUAACCUACCCGCUGUAUUCACCAGACCUUGCUCCUUCAGAUUACCACUUGUUCCGAAUGACGGCACACCCACUUUCUGAGCAGCACUUCAAAACGUAGGAAGAAGUGGAAAAUUGGGUCUCUGAAUGGUUUGCCUCAAAACAAGAAAAGUUCUAUUGGGACGGUAUCCACAAAUUACCUGAAAGAUGGGGGAAAUGUGUAGCUAGCAUUGGACAUUACUUUGAAUAAAGCA
Eptesicus fuscus (big brown bat) is the source of this 2511-nucleotide messenger RNA. RefSeq names its product tRNA methyltransferase O (gene TRMO). Bases 120 to 1454 code for a protein of 444 amino acids. The record is from RefSeq and is a predicted model, not a curated record. The transcript has 6 exons. NCBI's taxonomy places the organism in Eukaryota, Metazoa, Chordata, Mammalia, Chiroptera, Vespertilionidae.